This is a messenger RNA of Lymnaea stagnalis (great pond snail), 459 nucleotides long. Lineage: Eukaryota; Metazoa; Mollusca; Gastropoda; Lymnaeidae. The record is from the annotation of a GenBank genome assembly.
UCUCUCACGACCAGGGAAAAGAAGAUCAUCCGCAAAGUCUGGGACGAUUUGAAAGCGAACGACGACAUCGAACACGUCGGCGUGGAUGCGUUCAUGCGAGUUUUCAAGAAUGUCCCGCAAACGCUGGAUUUCUUCAUGAAGUUCAAGUACCACACGCUCGACAAGCUGGCCACCAGCGACACGCUGAAGGAGCACGCGGCUAGCGUGACGAGCUUUAUAGAACUCGCCAUAGACAAUAUGGAUGAUGCCGUGACGUUUUCUAAAAUAUUAAGGGAGGAGGGUAAGAACCACCUCAAACGCCAAAUACCGGAAAUUUUCAUGGAGGAAGUGACGUUAAGUUUCCGUCAAGCCAUAGAGAAAAAUUAUACUUUACAUUGGAAAUUAUCACAUUCAGUGGCUUGGCGGAAAUUUUUUGAAAUUUUUUUGCUUCAUUUUUUAGAUAAAAGUAUUACGCCCUAG